Molecule: messenger RNA, 8908 nt
Organism: Tyto alba (common barn owl)
Lineage: Eukaryota; Metazoa; Chordata; Aves; Strigiformes; Tytonidae
Gene: TPPP
Product: tubulin polymerization promoting protein
Exons: 4
Coding region: 94-753 (219 amino acids)
Biological process (GO): microtubule polymerization; microtubule bundle formation; positive regulation of protein polymerization
Cellular component (GO): microtubule
Molecular function (GO): heme binding; electron transfer activity; tubulin binding
Source: RefSeq, a predicted model, not a curated record
GCCGGAGCCGCCGCGCCGGCUUGACACGGGCUGCUGAGAGCGCCGGAGCGCGGGCGAGCGGCAGGGAGGGCUGAGGGAGAGAGUCGGCGCACAAUGGCUGACAAUAAAGCGAAGUCGACCAAACCUGUGAAUAAGACUCCUCCAAAGUCUCCUUCGGAUCCAGCAAAGGACCGAGCAGCAAAACGACUAUCCUAUGAUUCAAACAGCUCCCAUGAGGGAGCUAUGGCAGGAGAAGUAAGUGCUCUGGAAGAGGCCUUUAGAAAAUUUGCCAUCCAUGGUGAUACAAGAGCCACAGGAAAAGAAAUGCAUGGGAAGAACUGGUCAAAGCUAUGUAAGGACUGCCAUGUGAUAGAUGGGAAGAAUGUGACAAUCACAGACGUCGACAUUGUCUUCAGUAAAAUCAAGGGAAAGUCUUCCAGAACUAUCACUUUUGAGCAGUUUAAGGAAGCUCUUCAAGAACUCUCCAAGAAGCGAUUUAAAGACAAGAGUGAUGAGGAAGCAGUUCAAGAAAUAUAUAAACUAAUUGAAGGAAAAGCCCCAAUUAUAUCUGGAGUAACGAAAGCCAUUUCAUCUCCAACUGUAUCACGCCUUACAGAUACAUCAAAAUUCACGGGUUCUCACAAAGAGAGGUUUGAUCCCAGUGGGAAAGGAAAAGGCAAAGCUGGCCGAGAAGAUCUGGUGGAUGCUUCAGGAUAUGUAUCUGGCUAUAAGCAUGCAGGCACAUACGAUCAUAAAGUACAAGGAAGCAAGUAAGGCUGAGGGUUUACAACACAGAGGGAGAAAGAGAGGGGGAAAGAGAAUAUAUUUGUAAGAAUGAUGUAGAUGAAUCCCACAUGUUUUGGUUAUUGUGAAUGCUAAGACUAUGUUGUCAAGAAGUUGUUUUCAGGAACUGGAACUGAUUUCAACAUCUGCUGAGCUACUUGCAGCACAAAGCCACUUCAUUACAUUCCUCAUGCGUAUAUUGGCAAAAAAAAUAAAUAUAUUGGUACAAAAAAUACAUCGUUUUGUUGGGCUUUAGACAACAAAAAAAACCACCAAAGUCAAGAGCAGUUAUACCACACUGUCAAUUCAAGCAAAAGAUCUCAAACAUUCCUAAAUGUCCAGUAGCCCUGAGGAUGUCGAAGAGAACCUCUUGAAAAGAGGGUCUUUGAUAGCAGUCUUUCUGAAGAAUAUCCCAUUAUUUAUGCAGUUUGAUUUGACUACUCUUUUGGUGCUUUUUAAAAAUGUCUUAUAUGGGAUCUGGCACUUCCCUUAAACCAUUCAACAAUAUACUGUUGGGGAGUAAGUGGUUGAAAUAUACAAGGUGUUAGCCUGUAAAUGUCAUACACCACUCAUGAAAAAUUGAAAAAAAAACAAAGGCUAUUUCUAGAACAAUAUAGGUUCUAAAGUAUUUUGUGUCAACAGAAAGAGAUGGAAGAUACCAGCCCUUACUUUCCUCCUGUCUAUACUUUGUGCUUGUUACUGUGUGUACUGUAGCAUGACUGGCUGGAUUUCGAUGGAGUUACUGUACUAACCUGAGAGGUGAGGGGCAAGACAUUACUAAAAAAAGUCUAUUAAAGCUUUUUGCAGUCUGUUUUCAAGUUUGCACUGCCUCACAUUUGAAAUUAAGGGGGCAUUAAGCUAAUAAUGCUUUAAAAUACUGAUUAUGACUAAACACUGCCAAUCAAAUUGUUAUUAAGUGAACGUUAUUAUGCACAUACAUUGGCACAUAUUCCCUUUAAGCUAUAACAUACAUAAGGAAAGUUCACGAUCCCUUGGAAUAAGGACAUUUACAAUUCAUAUCCAUGUAAUUUAGGUGCAAUUUGCCCACAAAUAUAUGCUAUUAUGACUGGGCUACAUUUUAUGUGUUAGAUUUGCCAGAAGCCAGGGGGUUUGAUUCUCUGUUCACUUUUGCUUCCUAACUUGGGAGUAAUAGUAUUGAUGGGAAUGGCUUUUCACUGCUAUAGAAGGAGAAUCAGUUCCACAGGCUUAGGGUACAGGCAGCUGUGUGUGACCUUCCUGGGGCCCAGAAUGCCAAACCAGCUUAAUAGGAAUAAAAAUAACUAAUUUUUUAUGUUGGUUAAGAAGGAGAGAAAAAGCGGGUCCAAUUUUUGGCAAGAGCUGAACAAGUAACCCUAAUGUAUUACUCUGCUUCUCUCAAAUUAUGAAAGACAAGAUUUGCAGUAUUCAAAACCAGCUGCUAGCUGUUCUGCUUUGCUUUCUUUCAAAAAGAGCUCAUGCACUGGUUUUCAUGUUUGACUCUGAAUAAAGGUUAAUAAAUUUAUUGCUCUCCACCCACCUGUAUCAGCAUCUCACUUGGUGUACAUCAGAUUUAGCGAGCAGUGUGUGCCACCAUGUGCCGUGCAGGUCAACAGUCAGUUUUUGGCCAGUGUCUGGAAACGGAGCACUGGUUUUCAGCCCUUAAACUGUUCAUGUUUUGUUUUUCUGACAUUGAAUGGUAGCCUUUCUUCUAACUUUGUCUCCAAUGACCCUUUGAGCCCAUACAUCAGCCUGAAACCAAAACAACAAUAGCAAACAAAGACAAGGACUUCCUUGUGGACUUGGAGAUUGUUUUGUUUGUUUAUAAUUUAUUUCGGGUUUUGUUUUGAAGAGGGAGGGAGGUUUGCCAAAACUCAGCACAUGUUCUUGUAAAGAUUUAAAUGGCUUUUCCCAUGGUUGGCUCAGGUUACCUGGGAAGAUUUUUGACGUAUGCAAGGAUGCUUCAGGAUGAGAGGCAUCCAGCUUUGUGAAGCCUUUCCAAGUGUUAACUAUUGUUCUUGCAGAAGAAUCUCAAUGGAAUGGGAUAUUAUCCACUUCUGUGUUGCACUGGUGACCUGUCACACUGAGGCAGAAGAGAGUAUACUGUGAUACCAAUGAUGGUUAAAUUAUUCCAGCACAGUAACAAACUGUCUAAAUGCAGAGAACAUUCUUCUACAUCACUGGUACCUGUGCACCUGAAGAAGGCGCCAGGAUAGUCCUGGGUUUUAUGAAUAAAAAGACUAAGCCUCUAACCCUUGAUAAAUCCUUCAGCUAAGUUACAGGCAAAACCAGUGUCCCUGUUCUUCCUGUUGACUCAUGACUCACUGGUAGCUGAGAAGAUCUGGACCCAGCCCAAAUGAAGGGUGAAGUCCAGUGUACCGCCAGCCUUGGCUGGUGCAUCAGGAGACACUAAACCGGAGGUGCCCAAGUGACAGGCUUUCUCAAGUACCGAAAUAGUUGAGCAUCAGUAAUGCCAGAUUGUUGCUACACAGGAGGAAUGAUAGGUUAGGAAGGUUUUAAGGUAUAACUAGGUUUUAAGUUGCUAGUUCACAGAGUGAGAAAGACCAGCAGACUCAUAAAAUAGAAGGCAUGCAAAGGAAUUGAGAAUACGGGCAGAUCCAAGCUAGCCCUAACUAGAAAUUGAGCUACUCUGUUUGCUUAGAAGAGGAACCAGCUGGGGUUAUGCCAGAGUUUACUUUACGUUACUUGUACAGUACAAAAUCUACUCCAUGAACCAAAACACUUUGUAUGGACCUGAUGCAAAGUUCUUUGAAAUGCUUUCAGUGGUGCAAUAAGCUUUGGAUCAGGACCCGAGGAGGUGUUUCAGAUAGCAGUACUUUAUUUUGAGGAACACAAUUCAUUGUUUCUUCUUCGUUUCCACAGUUGGAUAGUUUAAAAAUUCAAUCAGACAGAUACAUUGAAAAGGAAUCAUCCUGAUACAACAGUGACAAAGGGAAGUUGUGACUGGAAGGAGAGUACUUUGGAAAGAUUUUUCUCUUUUACUACACUUGCUGUGGAAGAUAAGGGCGCCAUAUGCAGCUGUGCAUUAGGGGUUCAACCACCUACUUAAGCUCUUACUUUUCCACUGAUACAUGUAGGAAAUAAAGAGCCUGAAGGCUACCUUGAAUGUUAGCCAUAAGUUCCAGGCCUGCUUGGGUAUGAGGCAAAGUACAUUUUCUUGUUCAUCUGCCAUUCCCUUGACUCUCAGGGCAGCAAGUACAGCUGGUGUCUCAGAGGUGAGGGGAAGGGGUAGCUCAGGAAGUCCAGGACAUGCCCCAUUUUCAACCCUUGAAGUGUUGUAGAGCAUCUGCUCUUCCUGUGCUCCAGACUGUAACUAAAUGUCAUGUCAGAAGUAAUGACACGGGUACCUAACAAGCUCUACAAGCAUCUCCUUUUUUGAGCAUCUCACCUCAUUCCCUUUAAUCACUCCAUGUGCUUUAGUUACUUGUUGAGAGUUUUGCAACAAUCUUAUCGAUAUGGAAAUAUCAGAAACAAAAAUGACUGUACUGCUUGCUGUGGCUGUCAAAGCUACCACAAUAGUGUUACUGAGAAGCAGACAUCAAAAAGCAUACAUUGCUUCAGCAGUUGUAUGUGAACAGUUGUCAUUAAUUGUAAUCAAAUAUUUGGAAUCCCAAAGGAAAUCUUGAACAUUGGACAGUGGCUAAGGUCUAGCCUUUUCUAAAGCUACAAUAUUUCUUAUCUCUUUUUCACUUUAGGGAAGAAAAAAGGAGAUUUCAAAACUACUCAUGUGUCACAACUUGUGUUUUUCAUUAGCAUAGACAUUAUCCUUCAAAGAUAUUUUGGAUUGAAGUAUGAUAUUUGCCAUGUGUUUUACUGACCUUACCUAAAUUAAAAAUUCCUCUGACAAUUUUUUGGCAUUAUAGAAAGCUUUGUUCAUGAAUUAGCAUUUCAGUUACCCAUGUUUCCUUCUGUUGGCUCAAUUAAUAUUUCUUUAUGGUACCUGGAACUAGCCAGAACUAAAAGGCAAAUGACUGUUACAGGUUUGGCUUGCAAGUAAUAGGUAUCCCAGCCAUAUGUAACCAUCUGUAGAGAAGAUCCUUGUGUAUCUUUCUCCAAAACCAAAACUUCAAAGUUGUAAUUGAUAGGCUUUUUCCUUAAGGCUUGUCAUAGUUAUAAAAUAAAUUUUAAUUAAUUGUGCCUGCAUGUAUGAUAGCCAAACCAUGACGCUGCCUUUCAGUGAUGCAUGUAUUCUGGAGGCAUGUGCCUGUCAUCCAUGAAUAAGAAUUCUCUGUUUGCACUGGCCAAGAAACAAACCUUUAACCUUCAUGAUAGAGUAACUGUAAUGUGUUGCACUAGUACCUGUCCUCUUAACUGGCUGUUAGCCUUGCGUGUGUGCCAAAGUAGCUGCACCUUUGUGUACGUUGUUUGUAGUGUGAAUAUUAUGUUCUUGGCUUGUCUCUUAGUUGGUAGUAAGUAAUAUAAUACACAAAAGUUGUACAGGUCUGUGUGUGCUUACACAUACUCUUUGGAUCCAGCUAAGUAAUUAAACCAUAUAGAUGUUGGUCCAGACUCUAGUCCCGCAGCCAAUGCUGUUCAGCUUGGCCAGGUGGUGACACUGCCGUUCUCCCUCCAUAGCAUGAAGGUAAAGAUCUAAGGAGGCUUUUCUAUUUUUACAUGUUUACCAUGUUCCUAUUUCUGGGGGAAAUCACUAUUCGGUGAUUCUAACAUAGGCUGGGUGUGAUCAAAAGAGUUUCUCUGUAGUGAGGAAGUAGGAGCGAAAGAGUCAAGGUGAAAACAAGAUUUCCUCUCAGUUCUCCCAAGAGACCAUUUAAAAUUAUGCCCUGCAUGGGCCCUGUGUUUUCCUUUGCCCCAACUUUGUGAAGCAAGUUGACACUUGCUACAUACACACGCAGUUGUUCCUUAUCAGUUAGGAAGUACAAAAUCAUGGUCUGUUGAGGUGGGAACAGGAAACAGGGCUGUUGUACAAUACCCAUGGACUUGAGUCUUGCAUAAACCUUUAUAAAAUUAAAUACCUGAAGCAUAAUGACAGAUCUCAAGCUUGUGUGAAAUUCUCACAGUCUGGAGUGCCUCAACUCAGUACAAGUGUACGUCCUGUAUUUGGAGUGUUUGCCCAUAAAAUAGAAUUUAGACAUACAGUUACUCGUUUUGUGCACCCAAGUGCCCAUUUGGCUUACCUAAUAUAAGCUGGAAAUGAUCGACUGGGAUGUUCUUUUUAAGUCUUCAGAAUCCUAAAACUAGUGAGACACCUUUAGUUGCAUUCAUGCUUGCUCAUUAAACUCAAAACCAAUGCUUUGAAAGAUGUCCCAGUUAAGAAUGGUGCUUCAGGAAGCUAAAGAAUAUUGCAGAUAGAACCUCCAUGUCUUAAUUGUCCAAGUAAUUUGAUUUUGCAGGGAGAAAUAACUGUAAUAUAUUUGGUAUUUUUUCAUGGUUUUCAGUAUAUUACCUUGGGUAUAUUGCUUCAAAAUCCAUAUGGAGAAGGUGGAUUUCAAAACAACUUUAAGAUAUAACUCUUUACUUUGUUUUCAGAAAGCAUUUGAGUUGGCUUGUUUCAUUCAAACUAAUUGAUCAUCUACUCUAGGUAGACUUUGGCAAGAAUAAGCCUAAUAAUAAAUAAAAGGGAAAAAACCCAGCCUAUUUCCUGGGUAUUCUUGACAGACAUUUGCAAUGUUGGUAGUCUGAAAUUAUUUUUUUAAAAAUAAAUUCUCUUUCGGAGUCAUACACACACACACAAACGUGUAUGCACAUGUGCACUACGUUGGGACGUAUAUACAUGAGUGGCAAGACUACAGAAAAGCCUCCCCCCCCCCCCCUUUUUUUUUUUUUUUUAGUCUUACAUACAGAAAUUGAUAUUGAAAUGCCCAACUGACUAUAUUCCUACUGUAUUCCAUUGCAGGUAACAGCCUGUUAAUUAAUUUUCAAAUAUAGUUAUACAGCAUCUCUUUUCCUGAGUUACUGUAAAGCUUACAGCACUGUACAAAGUAAGUUUUGUUGUAAGCAUUUGUAAAGGUCUUAAAGGUAACACUCAUGAUCAUUUGCCCUCCAGUUAUUUUUAGUCAAGACUUUUCUAUUACUUUGCACAUUUUUCAGAACAGAUCACAAACGUGAAUAAAGUUACACUCAAGUAAAUUAAAAGUGUAGCCCUAAAAAUACACUCACACUUCACCCAUCUUCACAUUUUGAUUGGGAGCUAUAUUAUGGAUGAUCAACAAAAUAAGAAAAAGAUGGCAAUCUGUACCUCCACAAUGGUGAAUUAUUUUAAGCUCCAGUUUACAUCAGAUAACGUUUCUGUAUGCUUGCAUUUGCUAAAAUUCUAUUUUUAAACACAGUAAUUAAAUAAUGUGAAAUAAUGCAGCCUGGCCUCUGUUAAAUCGGGUUAUAUUAAUGCAGCUGAAAUGCUGUAUGUCUGCAGUAUUCAUGCUAAAUACACACUAGCUCUUUACAAACGCUUUGUGUAAGGUCAGUUAACCUACAAACUCUUCUGUCCCAUUUAAAAUUGUGUCAACAAACUACUUUUGUUAGAGUUGUAGUGUAUGAAAUGGCAAGGUCAUAGACAAAAACAAGUUAGAGGAUGCUGCGAAAGCGUUUUUGUGUUUAUCUUUGUGCUGGGUUCAAAAUAUAUCAGCUUUGGCUAACUAUUGCAGCAGGGAAAAUAUUUUGUAUAAUGCUUAUAAUACAAAGUAAUUUGUAUUUACAUUCUGUAAAGCAGAGAAAUGGUUGAAGUUGGAUAAGUAUAUUGAAGUAUAUUCUUAGCAAGGUUUUAUGUUUCACAGAUUUAAAUAUUACAGGAGAAAUAUAUAUUUAUACAGAAGUAUAAUUUUUGAAUGUUUGAGGUUGGUUUUCUUCAGUCAUGAACCAUUUGUUUAUCCACAUUAUUCCUUCGCUAGCUUGUUUAUCUGUCCAUGUUAUUCCAACAUCCAUUUCUGAUUUGGUUUAGGUAUUUUGAUUCUUUGUUUGCACAAAUCUGGAUGUGCAUGCUGUCAGGACCUGAUCAUACGGUGUGGCGGCAACGCUGUUUUGUCUUUGAUUACCUAGAGCACUAAUAAAAAUGUAAUUGUUAAAUAGUUGUAAUAUGGAGAUAGGUCUUGACAUAGUCUUCCUUGGAGCACUGUACAGCAUGACAGAAACCUUCAGUGAAUCUUAAUAUUUCUUCUUCUUAUUUUCAUUUGUCUUUCAUCUUGGUCCAGAAAACCAGGAAGCUGCUGUGUGCUAAUAAUUGCCCGCGAUAUUUAUAAUUGCAGGCAUUGCAAACAUUAACAUUCAGCUGUACUAGCCUCUACUGUGUUCACUGUGAAAUUUUCAACACGGUAAAAAUUUUACAUGAUCAUUAACCUUACAAGUUUACUUUUUUUUCUCACUAAUUUAACACUGAACCUUUUUUUUUUUUUUUUUCGUUAUUGCAGAUGAACAACUUGAGCAUAGCAGUUCUUAAUCUUAACUAUAAUAGAUAAACGUAUCCUAAGCAAAGAUUUUUAACCACUUGAUGAAGGGGGGCCAGGCACCAUCCAGUGCAAAGCACGCCGGGCAAAAUCUUAUCCCCACUGCAGUCAGUGCCAAAAUUCUAACCAGUGUUAGCAAAAACGGAACCAUCGUUACCAAGGGGUUAAUAUGCUUAGUAACCGUGCCAAGAGGUGAUGGGGGAGCACAACAGUGAUUCUCUAUUUCCAUAUCUUUGUUUCUGUUAAUUUAAAACUACUACUAUUCAAUCUUUAAAAUAAGUAAAAGAAACUUGAAGGGGGGAUCAUAUACUACUAGUUUGUACUAGGUUUUUUCAGGAAAAGGAAACAAAUUUAUAUAUAUAUAUAUAUGCAAUAUAUUUUUACACUGUUUAUUAAUGCUAGAAAGUAUUAAAUGUAUCACUUUAUCAGUGUGAAUGUUAAAGUAAUGACAAUGUUAUGGAUGUUUUAAACCUUAUAAAGUUGUCUUGUUAAAUUCUAAACCCACAUUAACAAUGGAAAAGCUACUUUGUCUACAACAUUAUUGUUGAUGUUUUAGGGAAAAAGUACAGCAGUUGUUUGAUUAGCACUGUAAAAGCUUGGCUUGAAAAGUUGUAGUGAAAUCCAUAUUGUAAACACCAUUUUUUAAAGCAUAGCUUCUCAUAAACUAUGUUACUGCUGUUGACUGACUGUAUAAAAUUGUACCUUUAGUUGGUAAAGUGAUCAAUAAAUGUGUUACUGCGUCGGUUCCUGGA